Bolinopsis microptera is the source of this 1118-nucleotide messenger RNA. RefSeq names its product probable actin-related protein 2/3 complex subunit 2. Gene Ontology annotation, cellular component: Arp2/3 protein complex; actin cytoskeleton. Gene Ontology annotation, molecular function: actin filament binding; structural constituent of cytoskeleton. Lineage: Eukaryota; Metazoa; Ctenophora; Tentaculata; Lobata; Bolinopsidae. The record is from RefSeq and is a predicted model, not a curated record. The coding region runs from base 13 to 897 and encodes 294 amino acids. Gene Ontology annotation, biological process: Arp2/3 complex-mediated actin nucleation; actin filament polymerization. The transcript has 8 exons.
UUAUUGAGGAUCAUGAUACUGUUAGAAGAAAACAACAGAGUUAUUUGCGAAACUCUAAAAGCAAAGUUUGCUGCUGCCAAGCCUGAAAGUGUAAAUAUAGCUGCAGUUGAUUUUGAUGGAGUACAAUAUCAAAUAAGUAAUCCUCCCAACGAUAAAGGAAUUAUACUUCUGAGUGCGAGAAUGGGAAUGUUUGAAGAUCUGGUGGCACACGGAGUCCAAGAUUUACUGCAAAGAGAAUAUGGUGAUGCGCUUCAAGCCACACCUGAGGAGAGCUACGAUGUGACUCUAAAGUUUGAUUUAGCGUCCCUUCCUGCGGAUAGAGAAGCUUUGGCUCUGAAAGCAUCCCUUCUUAAGCGUAACUGCUUUGCUUCUGUCUUUGAGAAAUAUUUCAAGAUGCAAGAAGCAGAGACAGCGUCAGACAGGACAGCAGUGGUCCAUUAUCAUGAAGAAGAGGCGGUUUACAUCAGUGCACACCCCGACAGAGUAACUGUCAUAUUCUCUACCCUCUUUAAAGAUCCUGAUGAUGUUGUCAUCGGCAAGGUAUUCUUGCAAGAGUUCAAGGAUGCAAGAAAAGCGCACCAACAGGCUCCACAAGUGCUGUUUUCAUAUGGGGAGCCUCCCGCGGAGCUAAAUGGACAACCUGGUCUACUGAGAGGAGACAACAUCGGGUACGUGACAUUUGUGUUGUUCCCUCGACACACAAGCCCAACAAAUCGGGAUAACACCAUUAAUCUGAUCCACCAGUUCAGAACUUAUCUACAUUACCACAUCAAGUGCAGCAAGGCUUUCCUCCACUCUCGUAUGAGGAGCAAAACUUCCGAGUUCUUGAAGGUUCUGAACCGCGCAAAGCCUGAGGCCAUGACUGAGAAAAAAUUUGGUGUUGGGAAAAAGUUUUAAUUAAUAAUGGGUGAAUUGUUCUUGCUAUUUUUAGUUUCUGACUCGGACUGGCAGAAUAAAUAGAAACAGUCUUAUGUUGAAUUUCGUAUUGUUAUGUUACAUCAUGUUUUCAUUAUUUUGAGUACACUGAAAGUUCUGCUUACUAGCGUAUACAUCAUAAUGUGUUAUUGUUCCUUUGUGUAUAAUAUUUUUGUAAAAUUAAAAUACUUUUUAAAUUGAAA